AUGUUCGAAAUAGAGGAUAAAUGGAAUUCGAAAUGCGAUUCUGAACUAAGUUCUCCGAAAACACUAUAUACAGGGGACCAAGUAAUGAAUCAGUUCCUCCAAAACCCCCCAUCUUUGACCCAUUGGAUUCAUCAUCUACUCUAUUUCUGGCUUCUUUCUUCCUCACUUCAUUCCCACACCUUCUGGUUGUGGAUCACUAACUGGUGGAGAAAUUUGAGGUAA
Molecule: messenger RNA, 222 nt
Organism: Lactuca virosa
Lineage: Eukaryota; Viridiplantae; Streptophyta; Magnoliopsida; Asterales; Asteraceae
Source: the annotation of a GenBank genome assembly